Molecule: messenger RNA, 9786 nt
Organism: Cherax quadricarinatus
Lineage: Eukaryota; Metazoa; Arthropoda; Malacostraca; Decapoda; Parastacidae
Gene: Rim2
Product: replication in mitochondria 2
Biological process (GO): pyrimidine nucleotide import into mitochondrion
Cellular component (GO): mitochondrion
Molecular function (GO): pyrimidine nucleotide transmembrane transporter activity
Source: RefSeq, a predicted model, not a curated record
CUAGACCAGUGGUGUGAGUACUCAUAUCUGCUCCCUCUUAAUAAAACCUAGCGCAAGAUGAAUCUGAAUAGGGAUACGCUAAUCCAUCUGUUCGCAGGCGGAGAUCGACUAGAAAUCCAAGAGGAUCACACUCUUAACUUCACUCGCUGAGCAUUCUACUUCCAGCUCUCCAGUAAAAGCUGUGGCAGAAGUAAUCAACAGUGUUUCAGGAUGGACUAAUUGAAUUUCAACUAUUCUGUCAUCAAUCCUGGUCAGAUGCUCAGCAGAACGGUCCAUCAGUAGGCUGCGAUGCUUGAAGACCUACCUCCGCACAACAAUGGGACAAGUGCGGUGGAACAAUGGGUGCAGUUGCCACUUGCCCGCUUGAGGUGGUCAAAACCCGGCUACAGUCCUCGUCGUAUGGAUAUAUGAGUGGCGCCCUUCCUCCCCCAGCAGCACGGCAAGGGGGAUCUACUACAUGCCCCACACUGCCUCACCAGCAUCGUGGUUGCAGCACACGCAGACUUUGCACUAGUGCUCUGAGAUCUGGCACACAAGUUGUGCAUCUUUCACAGCAGCUUCCUAAUCCUCCUGGCCAGCGAAGUACGGUGUCCAUCUUACAUUGUCUUAAGUACAUUGUUGAAGUUGAGGGUCCACGAGCAUUAUUUCGGGGACUUGGUCCCAACCUUGUAGGGGUUGCUCCCUCCCGUGCUAUAUAUUUCUGCUCUUACUCUCAGAUGAAGAAAAUCCUUAAUAACCACUUAAACAAACCCGAAUCUCCCAUUGUUCACAUCAUGUCAGCAUCUUGGGCCGGCUUCACGGCUUGCACGGCCACUAAUCCAAUUUGGUUUAUCAAAACUCGUCUUCAAUUGGACUACAGUGUGUAUGGUCAUAAUGCUUCUGCGAUCCAGUGUAUACGCCGAACUUACCGACAACAGGGCAUUGGUGGGUUCUACCGGGGGAUCACAGCAUCAUACUAUGGCAUCUCAGAAACGGUCAUCCACUUUGUAAUAUAUGAAGCCAUCAAAGCGAAGCUUAUUUCUGAUAGGCAAGGCAAUCCCAAUAAUCGAUCAACUCGGGAUUUCCUGGAGUUUAUGCUUGCUGGUGCCACAUCAAAAACCAUAGCAUCUUCAAUCUGCUACCCUCAUGAAGUAGCAAGAACGCGGAUGAGAGAAGAAGGCCGCAAGUAUCGAGGGUUUUGGCAAACUCUUGGAUUAGUACUGCGUGAGGAAGGAUGGGGCGGUCUUUACCGAGGUCUAGCAACACAACUUGUACGACAGAUUCCCAAUACUGCUAUUAUGAUGGCUACAUAUGAGGGUGUUGUCUAUGUCCUCACAAGGCACUUUGGUGAACAUGACAGUGAAUUUUACGAAGAUGAUGGUUAUGAGGAUGACAUGGACGAUAACUCGGCAGAGUAGCAUUGCAUAUUCAACUAUUCUGUUUUGUGCUGACCUGCUGAUAAUGACUUAAAACAAAAAAAAAGAAGAAAAAAGUUAAACUGAAGUAUAUGAUAUACUGUAUAGCAUGGUAUCUUUGGAGGUUUUUAGCUAAAUUUAAUAUAGUUUCAAUGCAGUGCUGAUGAAUGGUUUUGUCCAUAAUGUGGAGUCUGAGUAGAAUUUACUCCCUGAGAAAAGCAUUCACCACUUAGUAAGUUACUGACCAAUUUUGAAAAAAAAAAUCCAGGCCCAUGUUUGCCUCUGAUUUAUAUGAAACAUAAGUAAAUAUGUGACCUGAACUGCAGCAUCCCCAAUGUUUCUUAGAGUGCAGAUAUUAUACUUCCCACUUCCAGGACUUCAGUUUGUAAAUACACACGUACAUGUGCGCGUUUGCUCUAUUAAGUAACUAGCUGAAUAUAAUUUUAUUCAGAAGUAUUUUGAUGUAUAAAAACCUCCUUUGAGUAAGUGUUCAUUGCUUCAUUUUUUUUUUCAACUCCUCGGCCAUCUCACACUGAGGCAGGGUGACCCAAAAAAGAAACUUUUACCAUCAUUCACAUAAUCACUAUCUUUGCAGAGGCACUCAGAUACAACAGUUUAGAUGUCACUCCAAACUGCCAGUAUCCCAAAUCCCUCAUUUAAAGUGCAGGCAUUGUAUUUUCCGUCUACAUGACCUAAGUCCAAAUAUUUUUUCAGUAAUUUCAGGUAAAGUCCUUUUUUCUUACUCAGCACUGCAUUACAUACGUAAUGAGUGACUUUUAGCACUACUUUCUGUUACUAGUUUAUAGAUGUUAUGUCAUGUGACUAGCUGGUGUAAAGUAAGCAAUGAGAGGGUGAUAGGGUCAUAUCUCACUUGAAUGAGUAGUUAGUUUCCCAGAAAUUAUAAUGCUGGUGAAAGUUUCUUGGUCCAAGGAAUUGAGCUAUCAUACUGUGUGGAUAUAAUUUGGUUGUCUCCCAUUCUCCAGGUGCUUUAUUACCCUUGCAGGUUUAGUGCUAAAUUUCCCCAUAAAUAUACAACUCCAUUUUUUUUUUUCACGUCAGCUGUUUAAUGAGAUUAUUUGGUAAUGCUGGAAGCGGGUGGUUAAUGAUAAACUUUUCUUCGGAGGCUUCUUUGUUUAUUGAAAAGUGUCGUGGUGGGUACACAGGCUUGUGUGUUGUGCCCAUGGCCCGGGCAGGGCCAUCCCACGAGAGAGAGCUAGGAGUAAGGCCUUGUGUCUUCCUGCUAGGCUUCUGUGUGAGUGAGAGCGAGGCAAGGGCAGGCAGGCUGGCUUGCCCACCGAGAGGCUUGGUUGUUCUUCCAGUGCUUCAAAUUUGGAGGAUGGGGCCAGUUCCACCCCAUCUUCUUCAAUAGCUUCUACUGGUAUAGGUGGAGGGGAAGAUGUGUGUAUGCACAUUUUUAAAGACUUCAAUAUUAACAACUGAACCUUCUAACUGGUUAGAAGAUUCCUGUUCCAUCUUGACACCAACCAGAUACUUCAACUGAAGAGAGUAGAAUCAGCGAUGGUGGUACUGGUAGUAAGACUGCUUAUAAUGCUCACUCACACUCCACAAUCUGUUGUUGUUGAUGAUGAUGAUGUGGUUAAGGGAGGUAUGUAUCACCAUUUAUAAAAAGGGAUUAUUUGGUGUUCUGGUAGCGGGGAGUCAAUGAUAGAUCUUCUUCGGAGGCUUCUUACUUUAUUGUUAAGUCGUGGUGGGUACACAGGCUUGUGUGUUGUGCCCAUGGCCCGGGCAGGGCCAUCCCACGAGAGAGAGCUAGGGGUAGGCCUUGUGUCUUGCUGCCAGGCCGCUGUGAGAGUGAGGCAAGGGCAGGCAGGCUGAAGUGGCAACACCUAUAGGUGGCAGCACCAGCAUGGCGUGAAAUAUGAACUAAGCUGGCAGACAGCAUGGGCUGUCUGUGCAGACAGUACAGGCUGUCUACAUAGGCUCGGCCACCUACCGGUACAUGCUGUACACUAACAUGUGAGAACACUGACUGAGAGGAAUUAAUUAGCACACGACAUAUAUCUUCUCUCAAUCUUCUCGACAAUACUGAAACAAUUACAAGAAACACUCGAUGUGACAUCAUGUGAUGUCUCGAGGUGACGUCAGGCAGACAUCGUGAGGUCAUGAAGUCGGCAGCAGCAUCGGUGAAGUCGGGCAGCAUCGUCGGUGACGUCAAUGUGAUGCGGGCAGCAGACCACAGCACGUGGCCUGGGACAUCUGGUAACUCACGUGGUUUGUAGAUCCACGUGAUGUCGUGAUCCACGUGGCGUCGUGAUCUACGUGGCAUGCUGAUCCAUGUGGCCUCGGGGACUUGGAUACAGAGUUCUGGCAAUGAAUCACACGAAAAACAGCAGAAAACACAGCAGAGGGAGUGAGUAGUGGUGAGUGGUGUAUGGUAGUGUGGUGGCGAGGAGCGUGGGUGAGUGUAUGGUGAGGGAGCAUCUGGCCAUUCCUCCUCCUCCCACCCACAAACACAGGGAAACACACUGGACGCAGAAAUCACCAUGAAACUCACCUCUGGCUUGCUGAAACAGCUGUGCUGAGCUGAACAACAACAGCAACAUACAAGUGACGCUGAACACGUGACUUGAGAAACAGCGUUGGACUCUGUAGCGUGGGGUCACGCUCGAAGAAAUUCGGUAAAUUUCGGCUGGAUCCUGCUUGUACCUGUGUCUGGAUGCUCAAACGUGCAGACACGACAUCAGGAUAACUCGUUGAGAGACGGAUGCUUCUUGUAUAGGGUGAUGAAGUGAAGAACUUCAUUCCUUCCUUCCUCUCUCUGGGCAAACACACUGCUGCGACCACCGCUUUCCACCAUUUAUAAAAAGAGAUUAUUUGGUGUUCUGGUAGCGGGGAGUCAAUGAUAGAUUUUCUUCGGAGGCUUCUUACUUUAUUGUUAAGUCGUGGUGGGUACACAGGCUUGUGUGUUGUGCCCAUGGUCCGGGCAGGGCCAUCCCAUGAGAGAGAGCUAGGGGUAGGCCUUGUGUCUUGCUGCCAGGCAGCUGUGAGAGUGAGGCAAGGGCAGGCAGGCUGAAGUGGCAACGCCUAUAGGUGGCAGCACCAGCAUGGCGUGAAAUAUGAACUAAGCUGGCAGACAGCAUGGGCUGUCUGUGCAGACAGUACAGGCUGUCUACACAGCCGUCUCUCACUACGUCUGUUAACCAGGUGAAAAAGUACAUUUAAUAUCCAUGCCUUUAUUUCCUAAGGAGACCUGGAGAUGGAGAAAUAGUGUUGCACUCUGAAGGAGGGAUGGGGAUAUUUGCAGUUUGGGGGAGGAUCUUAACUAUGGGAUCGGUACAUCUCUGGCAUGACAGUGAUGGAUUGAAUGAUGGUGUAUUUUUUUUUUUUCUUUUUUUUUGGUCACCUUACCUUGGUAGAAUAUGACCAGUGUGUAAAAAAAAAAAAAAAAGUAAUGUGACUAAUGUAACAGUAAUCUAAAUUAUGUACAUGUUUAAGAAAAUGGUGGUGAAUGCUUCCCCAGUGUUUUGAUUUUGAUAUUUUAGAUAUAAUCGGAUUAAUGUUUUGUGGUUUCGUUUUUUCUAUUCUCAUUCUCAGCAAAUUAAUGCCGUAGCACAGAUUCUGCACAUCAGUGCUCAAUACCGGUAAUAACUUUGUAAUUUGUUUUCCAUGUAUUAUUACAGGUUCACAGAAUGAUCCUUGACUUGUAUAUUUUUCAUGUCUUCCAGUAAUUUUUUUAUUUCUUUUUUUGUACUUUUUGCCAAGCCAAUUAAGGUGCUUAAAAGUUGUUCCUAUGACAAUGGUUGGAUUUACAGUGAUAUUUUCUUGUAAUGUCCUCCUCUGAAUAUACGUACCAGUUUUUUCUUAGUAGCUGAAUGUAAUCUGGUAGCCGAGGAUAAUCUGUAGGUACUUUUGUGGUUUACCUUUGAUAGAGUACCUAAUUAUAGUUUCAUUAUGUGACUAUAAUAAAUAAAAUAAAAAAUUUCUUCUGUAAUAUGUAGCACUGUAUAUUUUUCCCAGGAAACAUUCAGUGAAAAUUUACCGGUAGCUGUACAAAUUAGACAUUUAAAUUUUUAUAUCAUACCCAAUGUAAUAAUUCAGUUAUUGAGAGUUCAGUUAAAAAUGCCUUGUGAUACUGAAUACAAGUUUUAUUAAUUGUUAUUACAGCCAGGCUUUUCCAGCACCUUGUAAGCUCUUCCACAUAACCUGUUUGACUGUGGAUGAUAAGUAGUCACCAGUAAGAACUUUCUGGGCAGAGUGAUUAUAAAGUUAUUUCUAGAUUUGUUGUAGUAAUAUAGAAAUUAUAUGCUUGGCAGAUUAUACCUGUUGGUAAAAUAUUAAUAAUAUACUUGAAUUAUUGGGCUUAUUAGUCACAAGACAGACUAUAACAGUUGCUUAAAAUCCCAGUAGUUAUAAAAGGCUCUUAGACUAUGAAGCUUACACUUACCUAGGAGGGUACCACUUCAGAUAGAACAAGGCACAAUUUAGAUGUUGCCAUUUGCUUGCAAGCUAACUUUCGCUGGUGACAAGUAAGCAAUCUUGUUACAUAGAUGCAGUGUACCAUAUAUUACUGGCCAUAGACCUAGAAUAAGACUGGGAAGGAGGGGGAGAGGUGAUACUUUUGCUACAGUAAGAUUUUUAACAUAACUUCAGGUAAAAGUUGGGUAUACUUUCUCACAGAUGGGAGAAAGUCAGGUUUUCUUCUUCAGCAGUCAUCACGUGUGUUGUUUUCGUAUCACAAUGGGAGUCACAAGUCUAGAUAGAAGGAACUAAAUAAGCCAUUUUUGUACUCCCCCAAUGAAAAUGAGCUAGUCAUUGCUGUACCUACAUCAGAAUGCAUUUUUUUUUUUUUUGUAAAUUUUGUGAUAAGUAAUAAUGUUUGUGAGGUAGGACUCUCGUGGCAGCUUGUACACAUCGCUACACUCUUCCUCCCUUUAUGGGUGCACCCAAGAUGUGUGUACAGCUAGUCUCUGCUGUACCAGAAUUUGUUUUAAUAGUACCUGUGGUGUGUCAAUUUAAAUAUUGCAUUAAUCAUGGUGAAUGUAAAUUAAGGUUCUAGUACCACAGCUUAGAGGACAGUCAUAAAUUUUAGCAAAAUACUGUAACAGUUAUCAGUCUUGUCUGGUACCCUGUGUAAAUAAACAGUAUUGCAGAUUUUUUUUUUAAUUGAAUUAAAAAAUUUUUAACAUUAAUUUCAUUUGAAAAAGGAUACUGCAAGUCAGUCUCAAGGCACUUAGCAAGCUUUAUAAAGUGAGUAAAACCAGUCCAAAGAUUCAGUUGGACUUGUCACACCACCUCCAAUGGCCCUGGGGGGGGAAGGGGAUGCAUUGCAACCCAUCACUAACAACACUUGAUAACAUGCAAAGGUUUCUUUAUUUUUUUUUUUUUUUAAAGGGGUAUUAUUACUAGGCCUAUUUAGUAAAUAACCUCUAUUAAUGGCCAAUAAUAUAUGACUAAUCUAUUUUGUGCCUUUGGUGAAAAACAAGAAGUUUAAAAUACAGAAUGUAAUAUCAGAUAAGGUAACAAAAAAAGGCACAAUACCGUGACUGGAAUGAUAUAUUGGUUGCUUUUGGCUACUUUGUAUAAAUGUUAUUUUUUUACACCGAAAUUUAUUCAAGUGAUCUCGAUUUUCUGUUCUUAGUAGAUCUGUUUAUGGCAAUGACCAAAAUACGUGUUAUAAUGAUUUUAGUUGGUACUAUUCAGAUUAUGAUUUUGUAGUGAAUGUUAUUUCAUUGCAUAAAAUCUAUUUGCAGUGCCAUUUGAAGAUAAACUAAAAUAUUGGUUAAUCCUAUGCAGUACUGCCAAACAAUUUAGUUACUGUGUUAAUCUGAUAUAGAUUAUUUUUCAUAGAAGUACAGUAGCAUGUUUAGUUGAAAGAAAAAUAGAUUUGCUACUCAUUAUUUAUGCGCUAUAUUCUUUGUCUAGUCGCACACAUUCAGAGAUGUGGCUGUGAAUGUUACAAUUGGUUUAGACAUCUUUGGAAAAUGAGGUGUCUGGAGCAAUUAAGAGAAUUUCAGUUUAGUAAAGACCAAUUACUGAUCCACAGGUAUUUUGAAAAUUAAUAAUGUCAAUUUGCUGAAUUAUCUGUUUUAUCCUGAGUGUAUUUAAAUAAUGCUUUAUACUUUUGGAACAGUAGUUUGUUUUUAGUGAAUUUGAUUGUACAGUAAUAUGCAUUUCUCGGGUUGUGACAAAUUUCCAAAAAACAUUUGUGAAUGAGAACUUUAUAAAAGUUCCAUGAUAAUAUUACGUUAAUAAUGAUCAAUAUUUAUUUGCAUACUGUCUUGACACAAGUUAUGUCAUUUGUGGAAAUUGAAAGUGUUUUAUGAAUGUACAGUGAAACCUCCAUUUAACAAAUUUCGUAUUUAACACAGAAAAGCUGUAGCUGAGCAAAUUAUUCAAUCCAGAAUUGCAGUUAUGAUUAUGGGAAAAAGUCUUGUCAUUCAUAUUCAACGAACAUCCCCUGCCCCACCCUGUUCCCCAUCCAAUAGUCUGUUAAAUUGAGGAUUCACUAUAUUUUCAUUAGUCAACUUAUACAGAGGAUGAAAGUGAUGUGUGGGGGGGAUUGGGGGUAUGGGUUAGAGGCUUCAACUCUAUUUUCUUUUGGUAUAUAGCUGUAUUAUGGUUUAAACUGGCUGUGACUCCUUUUGAUGAUUAACACAAGGAGAGAUCAGACUAGUAAUGGAUGAAUGUAUUUUUUUUUUUUUGUGUCAAGGUUCCUCAAUUCAUCACUUUGUUUGCUCAACAAUACCUGUUUAGUUAUGAUUCCAAACUAGUUUAGGUGUUAUUUAUUACCCGUGCCUGCCUGUAGGCGAGGGUGAGUUUUAUCAAGUGUGACUUAUAGUCAAUUUAAAUAGUGAAUUCUAUGGAUGUUUACAUUAAUUCACUCAUUUUUCACUUGCAUUCAGCUGCCCUUCAUAAGUCAUAGUAGCUCCUUUAAUAGUGGCCAGAGUGGCCCAGGUUGGACUUAGGAAUUCAAUUAAAAAACUUCAAGUCCUUAAGGGCACCAAUGGUUUAACUGCUGUAAAAUGAAGUGAAGUCUACUAUCUGCACUAGUCGGUGACAAGCAGUUGAAAGUAGAUUAGUGAACCACUUUGUGAACCAUAGCUGUAUGACCCAUUCAGGAGUAGCUCAUGGUUUUGAAUAAUAAAAUUAAUUUCCAGAUGAAAUAUUUCCUCAGCUUUGUACAUGACAGUACUGAAGUUGUGGUGGGAGGAAACCCACUUUAUAUGAAUGCCUCUGUUAGUGACAGUUGCAACACCUUCCACCUGUAAUGGAGCUCUACCUACUCAUGGAAAUGUUCACAUAAUUCAGUUGUGGUUAGACAGGACUGAGUAGUUCUGCUGUAGUUACUCUGCAGGUCUUGACUUAAUUAACAUUGGGUUUCAUUAGAUUAUUUCAGCUUUUAAGGAUGCUCCUAGUAUUUUGAGAAUUUAGCAUUGAUUAUAUAAGGUCCUUGCAUGUGUCAACAUGAUGACAAAAAUGGUAAUAUUUAUGGCUGUUUUCUUACAUUUGCACAGAGCCAAAUCCUGUUGUCUUUUUAUAAAAUCAUUGUAUUAAUUUUGAAUGGUUAAAUUUUAAGUGAAAUUUUGUAUAAUUUGAAAAGUUCUAAUGCAGACUCCAUACUUUCUUACAACUUGAAUAAUCUUGCACUUUUUCAUGUAUUUCAGAAAGAAAAGUUUAGUGUUGUGGAAUAUUUUGGUUAUAGAAUUAUGGUAAAGUGAAAGUCCACAAAAGUACUCAUAUAAUUUGAAAACAUGGUCAUCACAUAUUGCAGAUUAAUAAGAAUUUUUAUUUCUUGAUUCAGGCAUAUGGUUAACAUAGUGCUUACACAAUUGGUGCCAAAAUACAUCUUAAAUUUGAAGGAAUAAUGCUUGAAAUGUGUGUUCAUGUGGUUGAUUUCUGGCAUAAGACAACCAUAGUGAAAUAAUGUUUUCAUUAUAGCCUACUUUAGUGAUAUAAUUUUUUUCCAUCUUUAUAAAGGUUAGUUAUCAUUUGUCUCAAUAUAUUCACGUUUCUUUUAUGUAAAUUAGCUCAUCCCUAAGUGGUAUAAGAAUCAAUGUUGAGGCUGUAUUGCACAUAGUGCUGGCCUCAAAACAGUCUUGAUAUGCUGUUUAAAGGAAAAAUCUGUGCAUUUGAACACCAAAAUCUUCAUGUACAGAAUGGUACUGCAAUAUUUUAAAGGUCAGGUAGAGUUUUCACAUUUUAACAGUAACAGGUGGCUGAAAGCUGAAUAUACAGUAGGUCAAGCUAUGUAAACUACUGUACUUGCACAAUAUUCACAAAGUCUGUGGACAUUUGAAAUUAAGUGAAGAUUUGUACCUGAAAUUGGGAUGCAUUUUCUUUCAGAUAAACUCAUGUUAUGCAUAUGUGUGUAUAUAGGUGUUUAUAUAUUUGUUGACAUUGUAGCUUUGUAAAUAUAUUGUAUAAUAGAGAA